AUGCCCCAUUUCGCAAAUACCCCCGAGGCAAUCCUCCCGCGUACCGACUCGCUUGACCCAGCAAGCACAUGCAGAGGAAUCACGUCGACCGGCAGGCCUUGUCGGCGCGCGCUUGCCCCACGAUCUUCAAAGACUGACCCACAGUCGCUAUACUGCUGGCAGCACAAAGACCAAGCACAGAAUGGCAGUAAUACCACUAAUAAUAAUGGGGGAACACCAGGAAAGGAUAACAGGACGAGCAUCGAUUCGAUGAUGGGACGAUUGGGUCUGGAGGAUGGCAAUAAGCCAUCAGCAGCGGUUCAGGGGGAACAGCUUCCUUCUUUACCUCCGCAACGACGACGACGGCGCGUCCGGAAGACGUACUGCUGCUGUUUCGAGGUCUGGGAGGAUGGUGAUUACCUGCCUCCCGUGAGGCCGUCGCAGAGACCACAGCAGCAUCAAGGGGGAAGGGUUAGCUUCAACAGACCGAGCCAGAAUCAAAACCAACAACCACCUUCAUCUACACAAGCGAUGCAAGAUGAGAAGAAGAAGAAGAACAGGGAAAAGUCCUGGAUCCCUCCUACCAUCCCCACCGAAACAGCAUCCCUUCUCCGCUCCGAGAUGGAAAAACCUCUAUCCCACAAGGACGAACCAGGAUACAUCUAUAUCUUCUGGCUGACACCCAAGGAGACGUCGACUCGAGCCCCUCCCCCCGUGGAGCUUCUUUCAACGAUCACGACUGAUGAAGAAGCGGGGGAUUCCUUGACGCGCUCCCCCACAACUCGCUCAUUAAGUGAAGCCAUUCGCUCAGCGCAAGAUCUCAAUGCCUUCACCUCCAAACCCACGAAUACGGACCCUGGCACGAUCCGAUUGAAAAUCGGCCGUGCGAGUAAUGUUCAGCGAAGACUGAAUGAGUGGACCAGACAGUGUUCGUACAAUCUCACGCUGAUCAGGUAUUAUCCGUAUAUCUCGCAUAGUGGCGGUUCAUCACCGGGGGUUGCAGCUGCUGGUGCAGGUGCAGGGAGGAAAGUUCCCUACGCUCAUCGCGUGGAGCAUUUGAUUCAUACCGAGUUAAGCGAUAGGAGAGUCCGGGAUCUAGGGAAGUGUCCGGAGUGUGGUAGGGAGCAUAAGGAGUGGUUUGAGAUUAAGGCCGAGAAGGAGGAGCUGAGGAGAGUGGAUGAAUGUAUUAGACGGUGGGUUGCGUGGGCUGAGAGCAUGGAGAGUUCAAGUUCUCAGUCGUAG
Molecule: messenger RNA, 1221 nt
Organism: Monascus purpureus
Lineage: Eukaryota; Fungi; Ascomycota; Eurotiomycetes; Eurotiales; Aspergillaceae
Source: the annotation of a GenBank genome assembly